Closterium sp. NIES-67 is the source of this 1169-nucleotide messenger RNA. The record is from the annotation of a GenBank genome assembly. Lineage: Eukaryota; Viridiplantae; Streptophyta; Zygnematophyceae; Desmidiales; Closteriaceae.
AUCCAUCCAUCCAUCCAUCCAUCCAUCCAUCCAUCCAUCCAUCCAUCCAUCCAUCCAUCCAUCCAUCCAUCCAUCCAUCCCUCCAUCCGUCCGUCCGUCCGCCUGCCCGCCCGCCCGCCUGCCCGCCCAUCCGCCCGCCCGCCAGUCCGCCCGUCCAUCCAUCCGUCCAUCCAUCCAUCACCCAUCCAUCCCCACCACACCAGUCCAUCCAUAGACGCCGAUGUGUAAGGGGUAUGCAGUUGUCCAUGGUUCAUCUCUCUCUACCCAGAUGUUCUGUGGCUUAUUGUUCCACCGAUGCUGUAUCAAAUUUCCGAUGGCAUAGUAUCAUCAAGUUUAUAUGCAGGAAGCAUGGAGAGCAUGAAGCAGGGAGCGGGGAACAGGUGCAGGGAGCAGGUAGCCGGUGGCAGGUGGUAGGUGGUAGGUGGCAGGUGGCAGGUGGCAGGUGGCAGGUGGCAGGGCGCAGGGAGCAGGGAGCAGGUUGUGCAAACGAAGAGGAGGGGGAUAGAUGAGGCAUUUCAAGGGCCGCCUGGUCAAUGGAACAGGAGAUAGUCACUGGAGGGUAGAGUCAAGGCCAGCCAACCUGCUGGUCCUACGGGGGCUGAGCCAAGGGCCGCCAACUCUACAGUCACAUGGAGUGUGCGGGAGGAAUGUUGCAGCUGCGCUGGAGGCUGGUUCUGAUCCGUAUGAGCCGGAUGGGUGGAGUAAGGAGGCUGGCAGAAGCUUGGAUGUAAGUUGCCCUGGGAUGAUUCGUGUCGGGCUGCAGCUGCAAGCACAAUGGAUGUGGAUGUUACUUACCACCCUACUAGCACAGUGCGGUGCUUCACUGUGUUUCUACUUGUGUCCAUAGCAUGGCAGUGAUGGUUUACAGCUGUCAUCUGAGUCGACUCCAGUUGUGGGUUGCGGCGGAGAUAUCGGCCACGUGCCAGGCUGUGCAAGAGAGGGUAUGGAUGUAGCAGUUGCGGUGCAGACGCAGACACAUGCUAUGCUAGUGUCUCAAUCAGCACAUACCAGAUACAGGAACUGGUACUCAACCAAACGCGCAGAUUCUUAUUGUAGCUAGUUUUUGUAGGUGUGGCUGCUGCUCUGACCCUAGUUGUGAGCUUGUGAUUGAAUUGUGCAUGCAGUGCUGCGAAUGAGCUGAGCCCUCCGGAACAACCGGAAGAUACGGU